Gordionus sp. m RMFG-2023 is the source of this 3608-nucleotide messenger RNA. RefSeq names its product solute carrier family 12 member 9-like. Gene Ontology annotation, biological process: chloride transmembrane transport; chloride ion homeostasis; potassium ion homeostasis. Gene Ontology annotation, molecular function: potassium:chloride symporter activity. The transcript has 5 exons. Bases 6 to 3515 code for a protein of 1169 amino acids. The record is from RefSeq and is a predicted model, not a curated record. Gene Ontology annotation, cellular component: membrane. NCBI's taxonomy places the organism in Eukaryota, Metazoa, Nematomorpha, Gordioida, Chordodea, Parachordodidae.
AACAAAUGAUUGAAACCAAAGCAUCAAAUAUUGAAUACUCAAUUAAUGAUAUAAUAGCAAAUCCUUCAAAUGAUAAUAUAUCAAACCAAACUUUCCCAUCAACUGAUUUAUUAGAUGAAAAAUCAUCUGAGACCAUAUCAUUUAAGAUGACUAAUAAAACCUUUGGUUCCACUAAAGAUUCCCCCCUUUUUCCUGCAUUUUCAAAUUAUCAUUUUAAUCUUGGUUUUAGUUCCAAUGCUGAUGACAAAAAUCCACUAGUAGCAAAUAUGACAGAAGAAAGAUAUCCAACCUCUACAUAUACAAUACAAACAAUACCUAAUAUUUCCCAAAAUAAUAUUUAUAAUAAUAAUAAUUUUAAAGAGAAUGAUAAUUCAAAUAAUGUAGGUGAUAAAAGAAAGUUGCUUUCUACAAUAUCCGGGGUUUUUAGCCCUGUAGCCUUAUCAAUGUUUAGUGUUUUACUCUUUUUAAGAUUGGGAUUUGUAGUGGGUCAAGCUGGUCUUGCACAAUCUAUCAUGCUAUAUAUGCUCACAUAUUUUAUACUACUAACUACAGUAUUGUCCGUAGCGGCUGUAGCAACUAAUGGAGCCGUCGAAGGAGGUGGUGCUUACUUCAUGAUUAGUCGUACACUUGGUCCCGAGUUUGGAGGAAGCAUAGGUGCUAUAUUCUUUUUCGCUAAUGUCUUUAGCAGUGCUCUCUAUUGUGUAGGAUGUUCUGAAGCGCUAGUCGAAAGUUUCGGGCCAGGUGGAACUUACUCAUCCCCCAAACGAACGAAUAGUAAUAUUACUAUAUCACCUGAAUAUUACGGCUACAAUACUCGCAUAUUACCGGAAGGUUUGUGGUGGUCAAUUUUAUACGCCUCUUGUGUUAACGCGCUCAAUUUAAUAAUAUGUUUGUUUGGGAGUUCGGCUUUUGCCCGGGCCUCUCUCACCGUCCUCGGCGUAAUAGUAGUUUGUGCUCUCUCCAUUCCUUUAAGCGUGAUUCUAAAGACAGACCCCACAUGCAUUGAUAUUCCCAACAAUAAUAUAAUCGUCUACCCACCGCAUCAGAGGAUGUCAUCAACUCCAAGCUUGAUAUUAAGUACCACCUUUUCUCAUUUAGAUUUUAUGGUGAACAAUACUUUAUCUAAUUUGAUAUCAAAUGUCACAGCAGCGAUAGAACCAACAUCAACCACCAAUUUCACUAGUUUUUCUCCCAUUUCAUCUGCUCCUACUAUGUCACCACUUAUUCCAUCAUUACCAACGUGUGGCAAUUAUACUGGGUUCAAGGUAGAAACAUUGAUGCAAAAUAUGAAACCUCAGUACUCUAUAGAUUAUACAACCGGAUUUACCGCCUCAUUCAUGACCGUUUUUGCCGUCGUUUUUUCUGGUGCCACUGGAAUUAUGGCGGGGGCUAAUAUGUCAGGUGAUCUUAAAGAUCCACAAAAAUCUAUCCCAAAGGGAACAUUAUGGGCCGUUGCUUUUACUUUUACAACUUAUAUUAUAUUGUCAAUACUCAUUGCUGCAACAUGCUCCAGUUUUUUAUUAAAAAAUGAUUAUAUGGUUUUAGCCCAAAUUAAUAUAUGGCCACCAUUUAUUACAAUAGGUAUAUUGCUCGCUACGAUUACCGCUGGACUUAGCAAUUUAAUUGGCGCCUCGCGCGUUCUGGAAGCCGUGGCCCGGGAUAACAUAUUUGGUAGUAUGUUACAAAGUCUGACCUUCAUAACACGCUCGGGCAACCCAAUAAAGGCGGUCGUCAUGUCUUGGCUUCUGGUCCAAGUGGCCAUAAUAGUUGGCGGUGGCUCUCUUAACAAGAUAGCCGGGAUCGUGACAGUUUCCUUCUUGCUCUCCUACUUAGCCGUAAAUGUGUCAUGCUGCGCCUUGGAUCUAGCUUCGGCUCCUAACUUUAGACCCUCAUUCACGCACUUCUCAUGGCACUCGGCCUUGCUCGGUUCUGGAGCUUGUCUCGUUAUCAUGUUCGCAGUUGCCCCCACAUUUUCUGCCCUAGGUCUUACUGUGUGCGCCUUCCUCGUCGCACUCUUACACUGGAAAACUCCCGCUUCUUCCUGGGGCUCGCUCAGUCAGGCUUUGCUGUUUCAUCAGGUAAGAAAAUAUUUAUUAUUAUUGGAUCCACGUAAACAACAUGUUAAAUACUGGAGACCACAAAUAUUACAGCUGAUUGCUGAUCCGCGUUACAAUUGUGAAUUGAUUGAUUUUGUGAAUGAUUUAAAAAAAAGUGGACUUUUUGUUCUAGGUCAUGUUAUUUUGCGAAGUCACAGUCAGCCUACAGAAGAAACAAGUGAUUUAGUCAAUCUUAAAACUCCAUAUUGGCUUACCUUGAUCGAUGGAUUGCGUGUCAAGGCGUUUGUGGAACUUACUAUCUCAGAUACUGUGAGAGAAGGAGCUCGGCAGUUAAUUCGUUUAUCAGGGCUUGGAGCUAUGAAACCCAACACUAUAAUAUUAGGAUUUUACGAUGAUGAUCUUAAACACAAUCGUUUUUCACCACUUUUUGAAAAAGUUUCAGAAGGUAAUACAAUGUUACAUGCCUUUGAUCGUCAAACCCCUAAAGUAUACAAAAAUUUAUUUGAUGCUGAUGAAUUUGUCGGUAUUUUAAAUGACUGCUUAUCUAUGGGUAAAAACGUGGUUCUUACUAGAAAUUUUAGGAAUUUCGAUAAACUACGCCUAUUUAAUCUAGAUUCCGGAAUCUCUUUUUUACGAAAUAUAACCUUGGUCAGCGAUGAAUCUACCUUUAGUACUGUUUCUAAUUUUAAAAAAUUCCAAACGAGAUGUCUAAAUCCUUUCAGUUAUCAUAUCAGCACCAAUAAUGGAUUAAAUAAAACCCGCUGUUAUGUUGAUGUUUGGCCACAGAAUUUUUUUAAUCCACUUGGCCCAACUAUUCGUUUAGACAAUCCAGGAACAUUAUUUUUACUACAGCUAGCUUGUGUUUUAAAUAUGAGGCGUGAUUGGAACAAAAAAAGUACUCUCCGAGUAUUAAUUUGUUUAGAUCCUCAGGAAAAUAACUUUUCUGGCGAUACAAAUAUAUCUUCUAAUGAUAAUCUUAGAUUUGAAAGCCCUGAUUCUAUAAAUAAGCCACAUAAUAACCAUACAUUACGCGAACUAAAAAUUUUACUAAAUCAGCUCAGGAUACCAGCCAAAAUCAAGGCAGUAGAUUGGUCUCCGGGACGUUUAUUUCCAUCAUUAUUUAAUUCUAAUUGUAUUUCCGAAAAUAACAAUAUGGUUUACACUAAUGGAGAUAAUCAGGUCAAUCCGGAUACUUUAUUUUUACCCGAAAAUGAUUAUUUGAUGUAUGUUAAUAAACUUGUUUCUAAACAUAGCAUAGGGUUAACACCUAUAAAUGAAAAUAUAAUUCAAACGCCAUCAAAAUAUGAAUCACCAACUGCUGUUUGUUUCAUGUAUCUUCCUAAACCCAGCCCCAAAUUUCACAAAGAGUAUUUAUUUAAAUUAGAUAUUCUGACAAAGGACUUACCUCCAUUAUGCAUGGUUCAUGGAAUAAAUACUGUCACUACAACAACAUUAUAGCUAAUUAAUUUCUAAAUUUGCGACUUAUCAAGAUUUUUAAUUGUUUUGUAAUAUACAUUGCUUUGUCCCCUGCUAAUAUAAAAAAUAAUCGAU